Molecule: messenger RNA, 1926 nt
Organism: Aspergillus nomiae NRRL 13137
Lineage: Eukaryota; Fungi; Ascomycota; Eurotiomycetes; Eurotiales; Aspergillaceae
Product: Zn(II)2Cys6 transcription factor
Exons: 3
Coding region: 1-1926 (641 amino acids)
Biological process (GO): positive regulation of transcription by RNA polymerase II
Cellular component (GO): nucleus
Molecular function (GO): zinc ion binding; DNA-binding transcription factor activity, RNA polymerase II-specific; transcription cis-regulatory region binding
Source: RefSeq, a predicted model, not a curated record
AUGCCGAACAAUGGCCCGCAGAGUGGCAUCCGAAAACCACGCAAAUCUCGCGGUCGAGGCUUGCGGACUAACACGGGCUGCUUAAUCUGCAAGCGUCGCCACGUCAAAUGUGACGAAAUCCGCCCACAAUGUGGACCAUGCGCAAAAGGUCAACGGCCCUGCAUCUAUGGAGAUGCCAAUAUUACUCCCUCUCACGCGUCUAUAAGCACACCCCCAAGUCAGGAUAUCCCCACGGUGAUAAGUUCCCAAGCACCAAUUCAUGAACCCCUGCAAGUGCUAGUGGAUGCAUGCCACCAAGAACACCCAAUACAACCAAGCAAUUAUAAUCAAACAUUAGCCCCCAAUAGAGCCAAUCACCGUCAGAUUUCGACCAGAUCAGUGUCGUCUCCUCUUCGUGAAUAUGUCCCUUCACCUGGGACGGAGUCAUCGGCGACCUCGUCGAGGGUGGCACCCCUGAGCUGGUUUGAGCUUCUGGCUCAGGAUGCGGCAAAUGCAGACAGGGAGUUUUUGCUAUCCCCUCAGCAAAGAUUCCCAUUGCCAACAGGAGAAGAAGCUUCCAUAAGCUCAGCUCAAAGUCCGGCCUUUGAGCCACGAAAUCUGAGAGAACGGGAAAGCUUUCAGGCGGCAUCAUUUCAGCAUGACCCAGAAUUAGGAAAGAAAGUUCCGUUGGCAGCGGUUGAUGAGCCGUCACAUGCUCUUCCGGAUGUGCCAUCUUCGUGGAGCACAUCGGGUCCCAUUCAGCUAUCGGAACAGGAGUUCCGGCUAUUUACUCACUUUGUGCAGACAUUCAGCGGCUGGUUGGACUUUUUUGAUUCAUCCCAGCAGUUCUGUUCUGUCGUUCCUCAUCUAGCUCUGAGAAACACCGGUCUGAUGAAGGCGUUAUUAGCGUUAUCGGCGAGACAUUUCACGCUUAUCAUGGAAACCCCUGGGGAUUGUCGCGAUUCUGAGCCUUCGUAUUCAGUUGAUCGGAACCUCGCCGUUCGCUAUUACUAUGAAACCCUGCAUUACCUGAACAAGGCUAUGCGCUAUCAAUCAUAUGCUGGAAGCCAAGAGUUAAUUGCCACGGCGCUCUUGAUUAGUACCUAUGAGAUGAUUGAUGGCUCCAACCGAGACUGGGAACGACAUCUCAAGGGGGUAUUCUGGAUACAGCGAUAUCAAAACAAUGAUGGCGAAUGCGGGGGCCUCCGUCAAGCUGUGUGGUGGGCCUGGCUUAGACAGGAUGUCUGGGUAGCCAUGCGCGAGCGGCGCCGAGUCUUCAGUUUUUGGAGGCCCAAAAAGCAUGUUUCAGUCCUCACCAUACCAGAACUAACGACCCGUGCAACCUACCUGCUCGCACAGUGUGUCAACUACGCUUCACGAGAGGAGUCGGAAUCGACUGACUUGGAGCAACGCUUGGAACGAGGGAGCGAGUUACUCUAUAUGUUACAAGAAUGGCAAGACUGUCUUCCACGGGAAUUCACACCACUCCCAGUUCCUUCAAGCACCGAUGUCUUUCCCCCAAUCUGGGUCAAUCCGCCGUCUUGUGCAGCUGCUUUGCAGCUUCAUAGCCUAGCCAGGAUCAUGGUCAUUCUACACCGGCCCUCCAUUGGCGGACUGCAAGACUAUCGAGCUGCGCAGAAACUUCUUACAUCUUCUCUCCGCACUAUUUGUGGAAUUGCUCGCAUGAAUGACGAAAAUGAUGACAUGGCUUUUUGUAUCUCACUUCAGUGUUUAUAUGGAGGUAAAUUUCCCCGCGAAAUGGCUUGCUAUGUGUUUAUCUCUAACCUGGUUUCAGCGGGACUCGGUGUCCAUACUCCCCAUGAACGAGCUGCAUUGCUUGAUCUCCUAGAUAAGUGUCAACGACGAAUUCGCUGGCCUGCAGACUCCUUAACAAGAGAGCUUGAGGCUGAAUAUCAGAAAGAUGAGCUCUCUGCGUUUGCUAGAUGA